AAGAAAGAAAGUUGGUCCAUGGGCUGCAGAAUGGAUGUGGUGUCAGCAGGCAUGCAAACAACGUUCAUCUCACUGCACGUCACCAUCAGAGCUCUUGGGUGACCAUGUGCAUUGUCAACGAGCAGUAAGACUUUGAAAGGAAUCUUUUUUCCUGAGCAGUAAGUCUCAACAGUAGGCUUAAAAUAGUCUGUAAACCAUGUUGCAAACUGAUGUGCUGUCAUCAGGCUUUGUUGUUCCAUUUCUAGAGCACAGGCAGAGUCGAUUUAGCAUAAUUCUUAAGGGCCCUAGGAUUUUCCAAAUGGUAAAUGAGCAUCGGCUUCAACUUAGUCACCAGCUGCAUUUAGCCCGCAACAGGAGUCAGCCAGUCCUUUGAAGCUUUGAAGCCAGGCAUUGACUUCUCUCUAUGAAAGUCCUGGAUGGCAUCUUUUUCCAAUAGAAGGCCUACAUUGAAAAUCUGUUGUGUAGCCAUCUUCAUGAAUUAUCUCAGCUACAUCUUCUGGAUCCCUUGUUGUGGCUUCUACAUCAGCACCUGCUGCUUCACCUUGCACUUUUAGGUUAUGAAGUUGGCUUCUUUCCUUAAACCUCAUGAGCCAACCUCAGCCGGCUUCAGACUUGCCUUCUGCAGCUUCCCCACUUCUCUAAGCCUUCACAGAAUUGAAGAGAGUUAGGGCCUUGCUCUGGACUAGGCUUUGGCUUAAAGGAGUAUGGUGGUUUGAUCUAGCAAGACCACUCAGACUUAGUCCACAUCAGCAGUAAGGCGGGUUCGCUUUCUUAUCACCCGUGUUUGUUCACUGGACUAGCACUUUAAUUUCCUUCAAGAACUUUCUUUGCCUUCACAGCUUCGCUAAGUGUUCGGCACAAGAGGCGUAGCUUUCAGCCUAUCUUGGUUUUGGGCAUGCCUUCCUAAAUGUAAGUCAUUUAUAGCUUUUGAUAUAAAGUGAGAGGUGUGUGACUCUUCCUUUUACUUGAGCACGUAGAGGCCAUUGUAGGGUUCUCAUUUGGCCUAAUUUCAACACUGUUGUGUCUCAGGGAACAGGGAGGCCCAAGGAGAGGGGAGAGGGCAGUGGCUGGGCAGUGGACACACGCAGCACUGAUGAAGUUCGCCGGCUUACAUGGGCGGUUUGUGGCGCCCCAAAGCGGUCACGUAGUAACGUUAGGAAUCGCUAAUCACAGAUCACCACAACACAUAAAAUAGUUAAAAAAUCUGAAAUAUUAUGAGAAUUACCAAAAUGUGACACAGAGACACAGCACUGCUCAAUGCUGUUGGAAAAUGGCACCAAUAGACUUGCUUAUUAGUGCAGGGCUGCCACAGUUCAAUUCGUAAAAAACACAGUAUCUGUGAAGUGUAGUAAAGCUAAGAACACAAAAGGAGGUAUGCCUUUAUUUAUCUUUUAAGCUCGGUGUGUUUUAUUUGAUAAAUCCUUCAGCACCCCGCCCCCCAUGAGAUGGUAGAGUAGAAUACCUCUCCCGGAUCAGGAGCAGAGCUUAUUUCAUGAACGUCAUGGGUUUCAGCCAUGUGACAGCCACUUGGGCAGGUGGGCAUGGCCAUGGACGGGCUCGUGGUCAACUGCACCCCAUGCACUAGAGGAGGCGGACGGGAGGGUGAGCACUGGGUACCUUGCUGGCCUCAGGAGCAGGUAGGAGAUGGCAUGGGGUGAGAACUUUGAUGUUGCCGACUCCACUGGCUCUUGGGAGGGAGAGGCCCAGAGUGGGCUGGAACAGGGAGAAGGGCAGAGGUCUGACAAGUGGCUCGUUUUGCAGAUCCGGAACAUGGUGGCGGUGCUGGAAGUCAUCUCCAGCCUGGAGAAAUACCCCAUUACCAAAGAGGCACUGGAGGAAACUCGACUUGGGAAGCUCAUCAACGACGUCCGCAAGAAAACGAAGAACGAGGAGCUCGCCAAGCGGGCCAAGAAGCUGCUGCGCAGCUGGCAGAAGCUCAUCGAGCCCGUGCACCAGAAUGAGGCGGCGCUGCGAGGGCUGGCGGGCAGCACCGGCUCUGCCAACGGGGGCGCUCACAACUGCCGGCCGGAGGGGGGAGCGGCCGGCGCGCCCAAGAGCAUCCAUGAGCUGAAGAACCGCAAUGACAUCCAGAGGCUGCCUGGACAGCGGCUGGACAGGCUGGGUAGCCGCAAGCGCCGGGGAGAUCAGCGUGACCUCGGCCACCCUGGGCCACCUCCCAAGGUCUCCAAAGCCAGCCAUGACUCCCUGGUACCCAACUCAUCCCCCCUCCCCACCAACGGGAUCGGCGGGAGCCCCGAGAGCUUCCCUGGCGCCCUGGACGGCAGCGGGCACGUGGGCCCCGAGGGCAGCCGCCUGGAGCACGGCGACAGCGACAAGCACAGCGGCAAGAUUCCCGUGAAUGCUGUGCGGCCGCACACCAGCUCCCCGGGCCUGGGCAAGCCCCCGGGCCCCUGCUUGCAGACAAAGGCUGCGGUGCUACAGCAGCUGGACCGGGUGGACGAGACUCCGGGGCCCCCCCACCCCAAGGGGCCGCCUCGCUGCUCUCUCAGUCCCCGGAACUCACGGCACGAGGGCUCCUUUGCCCGGCAGCGGAGCCCGUACACCCCCAAGGGCUCCCUGGCCAGCCCCUCUCCACGGCCCCAGGCGCUUGAGGCCACGCAGGUGCCAUCGCCGCUUCCCCCGGCUCGGCCGUCCACACCACCCGUCAGGCGGCUCGAGCUGCUGCCCAGUGCCGAGAGCCCGGUGCGCUGGCUGGAGCAGCCUGAGGGCCACCAGCGGCUGGCAGGGCAGGGCUGCAAGGGGGGGCUGCCCCCGGCCGAGCCCCUCCUUCCCCGGGCGGGCUUUUCCCCGGACUCCUCCAAGGCGGACAGCGACGCCGCCUCGUCUGGUGGCUCGGACAGCAAAAAGAAGAAGAGGUACCGGCCUCGUGACUACACGGUGAACUUGGAUGGGCAGGUGGCGGAGGCGGGUGUCAAGCCCGUCCGGUUAAAAGAGCGGAAGCUCACCUUUGACCCCAUGACCAGACAGAUCAAACCUCUGACCCAGAAAGAGCCAGUGCGGGCUGAUAGCCCCGUGCACACAGAGCAGCCCAGGACAGAGCUGGACAAGCCCGAGGCCAAGGCCAGCGUGCAGAGCCCUUUUGAACAGACGAACUGGAAGGAGCUGUCGCGCAACGAGAUCAUCCAGUCCUACCUGAGCCGGCAGAGCAGCCUGCUCUCGUCGUCAGGCGCCCAGACCCCAGGGGCUCACCACUUCAUGUCUGAGUACCUGAAGCAGGAGGAGAGCACCCGGCGCGGGGCCCGGAAGCCGCACGUGCUGGUGCCUCACAGCGCGCCCUCGGACCUCCCGGGGCUGAACCGCGAGGUCACGCAGGACGACCUGGACAGAAUCCAGGCCCACCAGUGGCCAGGGGUGAACGGGUGUCAGGACACACAGGGUAACUGGUAUGACUGGACGCAGUGCAUAUCGCUCGACCCGCAUGGGGACGACGGGCGGUUGAACAUUCUGCCUUAUGUCUGCUUGGACUGAGCAGCCUGUCGGCCUCUAAGUGCAUUCCCACCUUGCAGUUGGCAUGGCAGGCGGGCAGCCUCCGGCGGUUGGGAAUCCGGGGAGCCCGGCCCGGCCCGGGAGGGAGGGGGCGGGAGUCUCGAGGCCUCUCCGUGCUCUUCCCUCAAAAUUCUCCUUCUUUUGUGAAAUGCUGCUACCAGUUUACUAACAAAAUUGCAAAGGAAGGACCGUGUGGAAGGAAGGCCGGCACAGUGAGUUCAGAACUCUAUAGCAAACCAGCUAUAAAAAGCGUUAGUUCCCCACCCCGGAAGAGGUGCGGACAUUUCCCAGCACCCGUGAGCUGGGACCUCAGUGGCAGGCAGGCACAGACAACCUGGGGGAGAGGUUACCUUUAAACAGCAACAGAAGCACGCAGUUCAUCUCUCUGCAUUUUCCUUGUUUAAAUUUGGCCCUGAGUGUCUGAGGCAGGGGCUGUGCCCACACUGCGGCCUCUGCGCGCACCCCGGCUGGCCAGCCAGUACGCCCUGCGCUCCGUGGGCAUCCACACGUUCUCAUCUGGUUUCGGUUAAAACCCAGUUUUGAAAAAAAUGCUGCAAAAAUCUAAGUUUUCUAGUUUAUUUUAUCCCCCUCUUCCAUUGACUACCAGCCAAAUAAUUUUCCUUUCUCCCUUUUCAAAGUUUCCCCCUCUCCUUCCUGCGCAUAUCUUGAAAAUCUCACCUUUCUAGAGUCCCCUCCCAAAAAAACACAAAAGUAACCGCGGGUGCUACUGGUGUGUAAGCUGUAUUGUUGGGCAAGAGGAGACCUGUCUGUACGCUGGAAACACUCAUAACCAUUCCUUUAGAUUCGUUUGCCUUAUGGUUAUUUGUCAUAAACGCGAUCUGCAAAAACAAGGAGCCUUAGUGAAUGUACAGUACCUAGACUUCUGUGUUCUCAAGACGCAGAAGGGAGCAACUUUGCUAUUUGGUCCAGUAAGUGGACACCUUGUGAUAUAAAUGUGGAAAUAAAAAAAAAAAAAAAACCAUUUGCACAAA
Messenger RNA from Leptonychotes weddellii (Weddell seal), 4499 nucleotides. RefSeq names its product mediator complex subunit 26 (gene MED26). Gene Ontology annotation, biological process: positive regulation of gene expression; regulation of transcription by RNA polymerase II. Gene Ontology annotation, cellular component: nucleus; core mediator complex; mediator complex. NCBI's taxonomy places the organism in Eukaryota, Metazoa, Chordata, Mammalia, Carnivora, Phocidae. Gene Ontology annotation, molecular function: transcription coregulator activity. The record is from RefSeq and is a predicted model, not a curated record.